Fusarium keratoplasticum is the source of this 1830-nucleotide messenger RNA. RefSeq names its product PAD domain-containing protein. Gene Ontology annotation, molecular function: calcium ion binding; protein-arginine deiminase activity. Gene Ontology annotation, cellular component: cytoplasm. Bases 1 to 1830 code for a protein of 609 amino acids. The record is from RefSeq and is a predicted model, not a curated record. The transcript has a single exon. Lineage: Eukaryota; Fungi; Ascomycota; Sordariomycetes; Hypocreales; Nectriaceae.
AUGUUUUUAUAUCUUCACCUUCGGCAUUUAUUGCUGGCUCUUUUUCUUGGCAUCAAUGCCGUAUUGGCCACGCCAAAUUUCAACCCACAGAUUCUGGCCGACACCAACCGUGACGGCAUCAUCAACCGGCUCGAUGCUGCAAACAAGCACAUCUGGACUUCCAACCGCGGCGCGAUAUUCCUCCCCAACAUAGGAGAUCAGCAACAUCGCUGUCCAGGUGUUGACCUUGUGAAGCAAUCUCUCAGUAACUUUGAGCUGGCCGCCUGCAACGACGCAUCCGGAGACCGUCUCCUCACCCCUGAAUAUGCAGCUCCUCUCAAGACUCUUCCGCUGAAGAACUUGAGCCAGAAUGUUAUCGGUUCUAUCUACACUACUCCCAAGUCCGCCCUUGGCCGGGUUCGAAUUUUCUGGCAGAGUCAAGAUUCUUCAGACUGGUCCUUGGUCGACCCGCAGAUCACCUUCAACGCGACAAGUCUUGCAGCAGGCCUCACCCUGGCCAUCGACGGGCGAGAAUUGGUGACUGACUCUUCGAUUUGGGAUGGACUUGUAAACAUCACAUUCAGCGUAACUGACGGGAACGCAACCGCAAGCGACACUGUGGCUAUGAAACAGGCCCCCGUGCUGAUCCAUCACCACUUACAAGCCCCUCAAGUGGUUCUCAGUACCGAUGGAAACGUCACCUCUUCGACUUGGCAGACCAGCUUCAUCGACUCCAUCCAACGCACCCUCGACAGUCUUGAUCAAAGCCUUCCCUUCGUACUGUUCAACGAAACAGGUGACAUCUGGGCCCAAGACUUUCUCGAACCUGGAUACGCAAGCAUGCCCGGCCCCGGCGAGCCAAUCUCCAUCCGCGUACUCUUGCGGUCUGCUCAGUCAGGACGCGCCGCAGGACGCCAAGUCUUUUCUCGCCUGCGAGGUCCUGGCAUAGGAGGCUUCCAGCCAGGUCUCGGUUCAGGCUUUGGCCACGAGGAGAUCAAUUCUGGAGGCAACUUUGAGACUAUCCCACCAUACACCUCAAGAACGGGAGUCGAGUACAAGAGCGGACGAGUUAUCACUGGGAAACACUUCGACAAAUAUCCAGCAGAGUCGAUGGUCAAUUUUUUGGAAGCUCAGGGUGUUCAGAAGCCAUUGGUCCUCGAGACUGGGUGGCUUGCUGUCGGACAUGUCGACGAACUGGUUCAAUUCGUUCCAUACGACAACGAACUUGGCUUUACCAUUGCUAUCGUUGAUACACUUUCAGCUUUCAGUCUCUUGGAGACGGCUUGGAAAGACGGCCAUGGUGAUGCAAAAGUCAUCAGUUACAAUGGAGACAUGACACCCGACAACGAAACCAUCUUCAUCGAUCCAGAGGUCCGGAAUCUUACAAUCAAAGAUUUACUCAACGACAAAGACUUUAUCGCCAUUAACGACUACGCACAGAGCUUCAUCAACGAAACCCUCGACCUCCUUCUUGUAGAAGUUCCCCUGCCCGAGUCAGAUAUCCUCCGCGUCCCUACGCUCUGGAAAGACGUCACCUAUCCCUGGCCCAACACCCCAGAUGGCCAUCCUCUACGUCUCAACAGGGCUCCUCCGGGAGAACGCCAGGUCAAGUCCUUCUUUCCACAGUCUAUCAAUGGGUUGGUCCUCGGACAUGACUACCUGACGCCCAAGCCGUGGGGUCCUGUCAUUAACGGCCGGGAUAUUCUCGAGGAGGUUGUUAAAGACGUGUAUGCCAGGGCCAAUAUGACGGUUUGGCUGAUCGAUGAUUACAUGUCUCAUCAUGUUCGAGGUGGAGAGGUUCACUGUGGGACGAACACUUUGAGGGAGAAGGACGUUGCAUGGUGGGAGUAA